CUCAACUAAUAACAUCGUGAGCGCGUUCAAAUAGUUCAUUCGUUCCUGUCGCAGCUGCUGAAUGUGUAAGCAGGGCCAGGCUGUUGCCAGUUGUGUUCGGUCUUGUUAAUGGCCAACGCGAAUGCGGGCGGGUGUAAAAGAAAAAAAAUGCUGAGUGCAUGUUAACCGUGUGCGCAUUUUGUUUUUGUUUCCACUAUGCCAAGCCAGUGCGGUGCAUAGCGUGAUAAUUCGUAGGCAACUAAGCAAAAACCGAGUGAUUAUUUUGUUGUUUUUCUUUAGUUUCUAUAUGAUAUUUUUGCGUUGGAAAUAUCAAACGAAGUGAAUUUGAAAGUGUAAAUAUAGAUUAAUUCUUGAGUAUAGAACACAUAUGGCUUAUAUACGCACACUCGCCCACAUGAAAGCGCAUAUAAGAGAAAUGUUAAAAGUGCAAACAUUUUAAGGCUAUGGAAAGUGUAAAAUUAAAUUGAUAUGCUGAAUGUCCAAUUGUCAAAAAAUGCAAGCAAGCAAGAUUUAUGUGAUAAAAUGCAAAAUAAUAUGGGUUACAGACCCUGCGGCCAACAGCUUUAGCUGCACCGAUAAACAAAUGCGGAGUAAAUGAACGAAAAUUGUUUAAAUAAGAAAAUGUAAAACCAACAGAAAACAAGUAAUCCACUGUAAAUCAACCAAAGAAUCUACAAGUCGGUAUUUAUUAAGGAUCAUCGUGAUAAAUCUAGGAGCUAAGGACGCUACAUUAACAAACCCCAUCUACAAAAUAAUUAGUAACAACAAAAAUAUUUACAUAAAUUACACAAAUGACUGUCAACGGGUUACUUGGACGAUCAGUGUUGACUGAAGGACCUCGAUCGAAUCGACGCUCCUUGAUUUCGCUUAUAGUGGGACUGGUUGUCGGUUUCUGUCUUGCGGAAAUGUUCAUAAUGUCGUCGCCUUCGCGUCCCGAAUAUACGCCAUAUGCCGGCCACCAACAUGGAGACGCCAACGAUGCGCACAACAGCCACGAUAUGUUGGGGGAGGAGGGGCCCGAAGCCGAUGUUGGCUCUCAUCAGCACGCAUUCGAAAAUAACAGCUUAUCGACAAAAUUAUACAAUGAGGCGCGCGUGUUGUGUUGGAUCAUGACAAAUCCGAAUAAUCAUAAAGCAAAGGCGCGACAUGUGAAGCGAACGUGGGGGCGUCGUUGUAAUAAGCUUGUGUUCAUGAGUUCUCAGAAGGAUGAAGAAUUAGGCUCGAUAGCAUUGCCGGUGCAGGAGGGACGCAACCAUUUAUGGGCGAAGACGAAAGAAGCGUUUAAGUACAUUCACGCUCACUACUUGGACGAGGCCGAUUGGUUCUAUAAGGCGGACGAUGACACAUACGCUGUCAUGGAAAAUAUGAGGUACAUGCUAUAUCCUUACUCGCCGGAGAGUCCCAUUUACUUUGGCUGCAAAUUCAAACCGUAUGUGAAACAGGGUUAUAUGUCCGGUGGUGCUGGCUAUGUACUCAGUAAGGAGGCGGUACGCCGCUUUGUCGAGAAAGCCAUACCGAAUAAGAAAUUAUGUAAACAAGACGGCACUGGUGCAGAAGAUGCCGAAAUUGGCAAAUGUUUGGAGAAUGUAGGUGUAACCGCUGGCGAUUCACGUGAUCAGCAUGCACGUGGCCGUUUCUUCCCAUUCGUGCCGGAACAUCAUCUAAUACCCUCGCAUGUAAAUUCAGAUUUUUGGUAUUGGAAAUAUAUUUACUACAAAACCGAUGAGGGCUUGGAUUGCUGUUCGGACACAGCCAUUUCCUUCCAUUACGUAACGCCAAAUCAAAUGUAUGUAUUAGAUUAUUUGAUAUAUCAUUUGCGACCAUAUGGCAUUAUCAAUGCACCCGAACCGCUGCCCGAACGUUUGAAAGUGGGAGAAACGUUGCCACCUCCUGUAGAGCCUGUAGAUCCUGUAGAACCUGAACGUACCGAAAUAAUCUCAACAUAAAAGGAAGCUUACGCAUUAGUUCGUAUACAUAUAAGUACAUCAGUAUAAAAAAAGUGUGUUAGCAUUCAGAAAAGUAGAUCGUUUUGUAUAUAUUUUUUCUUUUUUUUUUUAUAACUGAGUAUUUUGUGUUAACUAAUUACGUACAAGUAUGUAUCUAGCCUAGAAUAUGUGCGAGUAUGUAAAUGUUUGCCAUAGUCAACAGUUGGUGAAGUUUAUAUGGAGAUGAUCUAAAAUGUGUUGAAUGUUGUACGAUAUAGGAAUUGUACAAAAAACAAACAAAAGAAGAAAAGAAAAAAACAGCCCUCAAAUAAUUCCAAGUUGUAUUAGAUAGUUACUUCGAUUAGAUUGCUUUAGAUUUAAGAUAGAAUAAGGAAUAUUUAUAUGUACACACAAGUCUACUUGAUUCAUAAUAUUCCUAUUUUUAAAAUAGUUUUGUUAAAAACUUGUACUUCAAUCAAAGGAUUUCAUAGAAUUAACGAUUUUGUAUUGUAUUAGAAAACAUUAGUGGUUGAAAAAACAAUGACUAGUAGCAAAUACCCUGAUUAUCCAGCUAAGAGCUCAUGUUUGUGAACUAAUUUCAUUGAUGACUGGUUUCAUUUGAGAUGCAGUAAGACAUAAAACUAAAAACACCGAACUAAAAUCGAUUACAUUUUCCAAAAAUUCUCUUAUAAAAUACUAAUUAAGCCUAUAUACCAAAGAAAAUGCUUUCGUAUUUAAAACACCAAAACAAAACAAAACAAAAAAAAAAAAAAAAAUUACUACCUACCUUACUACCACACAUACAAAAAUUCA
Messenger RNA from Anastrepha ludens (Mexican fruit fly), 2738 nucleotides. RefSeq names its product glycoprotein-N-acetylgalactosamine 3-beta-galactosyltransferase 1 (gene C1GalTA). The coding region runs from base 792 to 1946 and encodes 384 amino acids. Gene Ontology annotation, molecular function: N-acetylgalactosaminide beta-1,3-galactosyltransferase activity. The transcript is spliced from 6 exons. Lineage: Eukaryota; Metazoa; Arthropoda; Insecta; Diptera; Tephritidae. Gene Ontology annotation, cellular component: membrane. The record is from RefSeq and is a predicted model, not a curated record.